ACUUUGAUAUAGUAUCUGUGAGCCAAUCAUUUUGGAGUGAUCACAUUAUUAAUAAUGAAUAAAAAUGUGCCAUUUUUCACUGAACUUAUUACAAUCAAUAGACUUUGACAGAUGACAUGAGAGUCAAAAGAGGAAUUAUACUUCAUUAUUUCAUCACUGAAUGACAUUGUAAAAGUGUGCAUCACAAAUUCUGUCGACCUCUUCUUUUCUACUCAUCUAACUGAGUCAAAUCAUUAAAUUAAAUAAAUACAAUAAGAUGCCGUGUGUACGUGAUCCAUUUCCAUGGUGGCUGCCUCUAGCUGUAUCCAGUUCAGUGGUGUUGAUUACAGUAUUCUUAGGUAUUUUUCGUUGGCUAUAUAAAAUAUACGCAAGACAUAAAAGAAUGAAAAUAAAAUCAGCACGACAAAUUAUACAGUAUAAGCAGUUAUCACCAUUCUCAAUGAAUCAUCAACGUUCAUUAAGCUUACAAAGUGCCAAUGAGGAUGCAUUCGAUGAUUAUCCUGGAUUAUUUAUUGACAAUAAAGAUGAUCAAGAAUUCGAAGAAUUUACUGAAUCAGAAGAGAAUAUAUCUUCAUUAUUUAAAAACUAUUCACCUGGUCGACAUUUAAUGAGUCGUUAUAAGAAACCACGCCGUAUUAAAACAAUGUACGGGAAAAAAGCUGAUGUGUCAUCGGUACCAGUGAUUAAAAUUAAUGAUGUAGGGCAGCAACACCAACAGUCACAGUCACUAACAUCAGCGAAGAGUAAUACAAGUAUCACUCCGUCAAAACCACCAACUGCAAAUUUGUCACCGCCGUCACGUUUACAUUCACAACAAGAUAAUUAUCUUCGUGAUAUUUUCACUGUCCAGCCAACAAACAAUGAAAUAAAUAUCUCUGAAAAUUCAACUCCAUCAUACUGGGAAGAAAAAAGGCGAUGCAGUUGGCUAAUCAACUGGUUCAGACAUACACGUUUAGGUAUGUCUGCAAGACAACAGUUGAAUAUGAAAUUAUAUUGUGAACGAUUUACCACUGUCUCAUAUCCAGCUGGUAAAAUAAUGCUAACCGUCUACAUCCUUCUCAGUACUUUCUCAUGGUUAUUUUAUGUGGUGGAAACCAGAAAUAACCCUCCAGUGAGUAUUCGUGGUAUCUGUCAUACAAUACGCUCGAAAAUUCUUAGUUGGAUGAAUUUCGGCAUCAAUUUAUUCUGUUUGGGUUAUUACAUUUUAAAGCUGUGUGCAGCAACCGACAGAAUUCGUUUCGUCCUUAGCUUUUCUUCGCUAAUUGAUAUAGUUGCAAUUCCUCCGGCUUUAUGUAGUGUGUUCGAAACACAUCGCCAUAUCGACCUAAAUUUUCUACGUUCAAUGUGCUUCUUAUAUUACGUUGAUAUACUUACUUAUAUGGGUGUAAUAACGUCGAAUCAAGGCAUUCAGUCGGCUCGUAUCAUGUUCACUCUGUUCACUAUAUGGAUGGUCGGAAGUGGAAUAAUGCAUGUGAUUGAGCAUCUGGGAGAUUUUUGGCAAAAUGAUAAUCAUCGUGGUUCAUGGAGUUACUUCGAGGCAUGUUAUUUCCUCUUAGUAACACUAUCUACCGUUGGGUAUGGUGAUUAUGUAACGCAGACAACAUUGGGGAAAUUAUUUAUUUGUAUAUUUAUACCAGUUGCAAUGGGUGUUUCUGCAAGUUUCGUGCCAGAACUAUUCCGUAAUUUCAAUAACAAUUAUGCCAACUCAUCCGACCGAUAUGAACCAAUUUCCGGUGAACGACAUGUCAUCGUUUGUGGAAAUUUUGACAAUGAUAGUAUAAGAGCUUUUAUCAAAGGUUUUCUUUAUGGAUGCCAGGCCAAAGGACGUGUAAGAAUAAACAUGGUACUUUUAAGACCACUACCACUAGAUUAUGCGUUGAAAGCAAUUCUUAGUCCUUACCACGCAUGGGUUCGUUAUUUCGUCGGCACACCCAAUAAUCCUCAUGAUUUAGCCAGAACCAAGUUGAAAGAGGCGCGCGCUGCAAUUGUUCUGGCGACACCAAAUACAAAGUUCCGUGAUGACGAAGAUGGUGCAAAUAUUAUGCAAGCUAUUGCACUGAAAGCUAGGAAGAAAAAUCUGCGUGUCAUUCUACAGCUUCAUAAUUUCAGAAAUAAGUGCCUGAUGAACAAUUUUCCACGUUGGACCUAUUUAGCAAACGAUAUGGUAGUUUGUAUGGAAGAGCUGAAACUGGGUUUGAUGGCUUACAAUUGCUUAGCGCCAGGCUUUUCAACACUGAUAGUUAAUCUCUUAAAUGCACAUGGAAGCAAAUCAAGGAUAUUUGAGUAUGAGCAAUGGAGAAAAGAAUAUGAAUAUGGAUUUCGUAUGCAACUGCAUGAUGUUGGUAUUAGUCAUGAAUUCUCAAAUUUAUUCAUGAGAGACCUAGCCAUAUUCGUUUAUGAAAAGUGGAACGUUAUCCUAUUGGCUGUACGCAUGAAUGGAUUAGAGAAGUCUUCAAUGAUAAUAAAUCCUAUCGAAGUAAACUGUCCGGUGAACAAUAAUUCAAUGCGUGCAAUAGUUAUUUCCAAUGAUUACAGUUCUGCAUUAAAUUUGCAGUAUUACUGCGUUACAUGCGAAGGACAUCUUAUUGGCCGACCCUGUAGAUGCAGACGACCCGUAUUAGAGAAGAGAAGAAAGUUGACGAUAGCUAGAGACCUGGCUCUUUAUGAACAAAUAGGACAGGCAAGAGAAAAUGCUGUAAAAGCUGAAACAUGGUCAAGUGAACAUAGAGCAGGAUCCUUUUUUCGUCAUUCAUUCACUGCGACUUCACCUGCCUUAUUAAAUGAUAAGAGGAAUAUGCUAUUUGAACAACCCCGUGGACGCAGUGAAACACGAAAGCCUGAUAUGAAUUCAAGAAAUUUAAUACAACCGAAAGAUAUUCCACCAAGAUGCAAGGAUUUCUCACCUGCCGAACGACCACCACAUAUAGCACAAGUAGAUCGUACUGGAUCAUUUCAUUGGGUACCAGAUAUGCCAUUAACAAGAGCUACAUUAAGCCCGAAUCAAGCAGCCAGUUUGAAUUUUAGCAAACAUUUCCUUGUUUGUGUCGCUGGGAAGUCGACAAAUGGACCACUUAAUUUGGAGAAUUUUAUUAUGCCGUUGCGGUUCCAUUGGCAGCGUGUUCGGGAUAUCGUAAUUUUAGGAGACAGUCAUUUAAUUGGUCCUUUGGAGUGGAUAAAGCUAAAGAACCUCCCCAGGAUUUACAUUGUUGAUGGAGAUCCAUGCAGUUUUAAUGAUUUACAUUCAGUGCAUUUAUGUCAAUGCAGUGCUUGUGUAGUACUUGGUUAUAGCGCAGAUGAACCUCACUCACAAUGUGUUGAUGCAAGUCUUCAAGACAGAAUCACGUUACUAUGUGCAAUGAAUAUUCGAUCACUGCUACAAAAGGAGCAACACUUAGUCCAUUUAACAACGGAAUUAAACUAUGAGAAGAAUGCUUACUUGUUCAGCUCAGGUGAUACACAUGAAAAUGAUUAUAAACUGCCGGUGUGGUUUAGUGAACCAUUUGCUAGAGGCAUAAUUUUCAGCAACACUUUGUUAUAUAGCUGUUUAAGUUCCUUCUUCUACAACGAUAACGUUUUUCGUUUCCUUCGAGUUCUAAUAUCUGGACAAUCAACUGAUGAACUGGAAGCAUCGUUUUCUGUUGGAGCAGGUCUUCAACAAGGUACAAUAAAGCAGUCCACUCGAAUGCCUGGAGUGAAAGUUUCCUUGCGUGGAUUCCAUCAUGCUCCUUUCAAAUUUUUGGCUAGAGAGCCACGUCGAAAACCAUUAACUUUCAAAGAAGUAUACAUGCGCUGUUUGACAUGUUGGCAAAUUCUUUGUCUUGGACUGUACAGAUGGCAGGAGCGUGGAUUUCGUUAUGUUAUAGCCAAUCCAAUGCCAGAUACCCAAAUCUAUGAAAAUGAUAUGUUCUACUGUUUCAUGUCAAUUGAUCAAGAUGAUACAAAUAAAAAUUGGAAAUUUUCAGAGAUUAUGCAACCACAGCCAUAUGAAAUUCACCCACAGGCUGAAUAACAAAGAGUGAGAAAAUACCAACAGUUUUCAACAAGGAAUUACAGAAGCUUUACUGUUGCGAACACGAAACACUAUUAAUCGAUUGCCAAUGUAUACACAGAAGUCAAUACUGAUAUAAAUAUGCACAGUUCAAAUGAUUACUUAUACCACCAGCUUUUUAUUUAAACUUUUUGUAGACAUUAAUUAAUGUGUUUAAAAACAGUAGUAGAAGUUUUUUCUAGGAAUACAGAAUAUUAUUACUAUUAUUAUUCACAGAAAAUACUUCUAAUCAUGUGUACAAAGCACGAACACUGUCUAAAAUAAGUGUAAAUUUUCUACCAAUUGAAAAUUUAUUUGCCGUGAAUAUGAUUGUUCCCAUUAAAAUAAAG
Molecule: messenger RNA, 4377 nt
Organism: Trichobilharzia szidati
Lineage: Eukaryota; Metazoa; Platyhelminthes; Trematoda; Strigeidida; Schistosomatidae
Source: the annotation of a GenBank genome assembly